This is a messenger RNA of Phacochoerus africanus (Common warthog), 2141 nucleotides long. RefSeq names its product DnaJ heat shock protein family (Hsp40) member B6 (gene DNAJB6). Gene Ontology annotation, molecular function: Hsp70 protein binding; ATPase activator activity. The record is from RefSeq and is a predicted model, not a curated record. Gene Ontology annotation, biological process: protein refolding; positive regulation of proteasomal ubiquitin-dependent protein catabolic process. The coding region runs from base 161 to 1141 and encodes 326 amino acids. NCBI's taxonomy places the organism in Eukaryota, Metazoa, Chordata, Mammalia, Artiodactyla, Suidae. Gene Ontology annotation, cellular component: endoplasmic reticulum membrane; cytosol. The transcript is spliced from 10 exons.
UGUUUGUUGUUGGAGAAAGGAGAGAAAGGAAAGCGCGAGGAUCGUCGCCGCCGCCGCCAGCGCCGCCGUGCCGGAGCCGAGGAGACCUGGCCGCCGCCCCGCCGCGCCUUCCGCCGCCGGCUCCCGCGUCCUCGGACUGGUUCCAACAGCCUGUUAAAACAUGGUGGAUUACUAUGAAGUUCUAGGCGUGCAGAGACAUGCCUCAGCCGAGGAUAUUAAAAAGGCGUAUCGGAAACUGGCACUGAAGUGGCAUCCAGAUAAAAAUCCGGAGAAUAAAGAAGAAGCAGAGAGAAAAUUCAAGCAGGUUGCUGAGGCGUAUGAGGUGUUAUCAGACGCGAAAAAACGGGACAUCUAUGACAAAUACGGCAAAGAAGGAUUGAACGGUGGCAGUGGAGGUGGAAGCCAUUUCGACAGUCCGUUUGAGUUCGGCUUCACAUUCCGAAAUCCAGAUGACGUCUUCAGGGAAUUUUUUGGUGGAAGGGAUCCAUUUUCUUUCGACCUCUUCGAAGACCCAUUUGAGGACUUCUUUGGGAAUCGAAGGACCCCCCGUGGAAGCCGGAGCCGGGGCACGGGAUCCUUUUUCUCUGCUUUCAGCGGAUUUCCCCCCUUUGGAGGGGGCUUUUCCUCUUUUGAUACAGGAUUCACUUCCUUUGGUUCCCUAGGUCACGGGGGCCUCACUUCCUUCUCUUCCACGGCGUUUGGUGGCAGUGGGAUGGGCAACUACAAAUCGAUAUCCACUUCGACUAAAAUGGUCAACGGCAGAAAAAUCACUACGAAGAGGAUUGUGGAGAAUGGACAGGAGAGGGUGGAAGUUGAAGAAGACGGCCAGUUGAAGUCCUUGACGAUAAAUGGUGUGGCCGACGAGGACGCCUUCGAGGAAGAGUGCCGGCGACGGGGCCAGACCGCGCUGCCCGCCAGCACCAGCGCCCGCUUGCUGAGGCCGCAGAAGCCGGCCUCCCUGCCCAAGCACGCGUCCCACUACACGUGUGAGGACGAGGACGAGCCCAGCAGGCCCCGCGCCACCAGCACCUGGGAGCCCCCCUCCGUGUUCUCCGCAGGAUUCAAAGAAGGUGGCAAGAGGAAGAAGCAGAAGCAGCGAGAGGAGUCGAAGAAGAAGAAGUCGACCAAGGGCCGCCCCUAGACGGGUGCGGAGCCGCGGGCGCCCGGGCACACGCCGUAGCCAGCGCACCUGCUCCCCGCCGCCCGAGCCCGCAGCUGCUCACGGCCCGCGCAGACCGGUCAGGCCGCGGGCGUGGCGGGCCGCGGGGAAAGCCGCCCCGGCCCUGCUCCCCGGCCCUGCCCCCUCCUCCCGCUCCCCCCUGCCCCCUGUGCCCUCGCGACGUCGCUUUGGUGGCCGUGUAGACGUGAGUGCGCACUGCCCUUGGCUGCCAGGUGCUUGCAUCUAGAAUCCAGGUAGCACAGGUGACCUCCUCUGCGGUGACGUGGCCGCGCAAGGGGGGCCCGGGUGAGCUGCUCCGGGUGUGAGGUCCCGCCCGGGUCUGUGCUUUCAGCUCCGAUCCUCUUCCUGGGGCCCGAAGCUGCAAGUAGCCCCUCUUUGCUCAGAUCCGUCAUUAUCCUUUUGGGUGUGGACGCAGGCGUUGCCAGGUUUGACCAGCAGCAUCCCCUCCAGCUCUUGGUUUAGGGGGAUGCUGGGGGAGGAGCCGAGCGCCCCCCACAGGAAGCCAGGUGCUGGGCGCACCGCUGAGCCAAGCAGGGAGCUGUUGGCCUCGGCUCCCGGGAGAGGCCCGUGCCUGGCUGCCCCUCCACGGGUUCGAUGCCCCAGCUCCGUGCUGCAGGCGGCUGCUGGCUGCUCUCGAGGUCCCCAGCCUGAGCACCUGCCCCUGUGGCCUUUCCCCGUGACCUCAGUCCCACAGGACAAGAGCUGCCCUGGGACCCGGGCAUUUGGGGCGCAGUCCUUGUGACAGCGCUGCGGGCGUGGAAGCCAGAAGCGAGGGUGACGCGCGUGAUUUUAAGCCAAUUGUUGCAGCUGCUCGUGAGCUGGUUGUAGUGGGAGGUGGUGUGGACUUGGACUUGGGUGAGGAGCCGACGGGGUUUAAUGCUUAUUGUGGAAAACGCAGCCAUGAAAGCAUAACGGAUUUUAAGUGCUACCCACGUAAAUAAAGUGUCAGCGUUACCAUUGA